Molecule: messenger RNA, 1497 nt
Organism: Symbiodinium sp. CCMP2456
Lineage: Eukaryota; Dinophyceae; Suessiales; Symbiodiniaceae
Source: the annotation of a GenBank genome assembly
AUGGGUUUCGCGAUGCGUGCACGCCAGAGUGGGCCCCCCGUGGCCGUGGGUAUUGACCUUGGCACCUCCUGCUGCCGAAUCGGCCUCUGGCGGGAUGGCGAUGUCCUCAUCGUGCCCAAUGAGAGGGGCUGCCUCGCCACCCCAAACUGCGUCGGAUUCUUAGAUUGCACCGGCCCUGUGGUCGGGGAUGCGGCCGCUGAGCAGGCGGCCGUGAACCUGAAGAACACCAUCUUUGCACCUCAGAGGCUCUUGGGGGCGACCUAUGACAGCCCUUGGGCUCAGAGGCUUCGUCUGCAGGGGCCCCCGGAAAUUGUAAAGGGCGAGGACGGUAGCGCUCUCUACAGCAUCCAAGAUCGCGGGAAGCCGAAGCUGAUGCGACCGGAAGAGGUGCUGGCCGUAUUGCUCCACGAGAUGAAGAGGCAGGUUGAGCAAUGCCUUGGUGUCACCGUGAAAUGUGCAGUUUGCACUGUGCCCUCGAAGUACGGCCAGAAGCAGCGCAAGGCUUUGACCGAGGCCCUGCACAAGGCACAGCUGGAGGUCCUGGCCUUAGUCAAGGCCCCCACCUCGGCGGCCAUUGCAUUUUCACUCACCAAUCCCAUCGAGGGGCCACGGAAUGUCCUUGUUCUGGAUUUUGGGGCUUGCUACUGUGACUUUUGCCUCUUGACUCUCCAUGGCAAGUGCCUCUACGAACGUGCUGUUGGCAGCGAGUUUGUCGACCUGGACUCCCUGCUGGUGCGCUUCUGCUUGACGGACAUCAAGCUUCGCCUGGGUAUUGAUAUGUCAAGCGACUGGGCGGCACUUUUGCGGCUGAGCAUGGCCUGCGAGAGUGCGAAAAGAAAGCUCUCUCAAUGGAAUCAGACCCGCGUGAACGUUGAGGCGUUGAUCCAAGGCGGUGACUAUUGUGUAGCCAUGUCGCGGAGCUACUUCGAGGAGUUCUGUUCCCGGGACAUUGACAGCCUUAUGGAGAUCUUUGAUAUUUGCUUGGUGGAAUCAGGGCUGGAGCGGGACGCCGUGGACGUGGUCUUGGUGGGUGGCUCUUCGCGGAUUCCGAGGUUCCGGCGUUUGGUGAAGGAUUUCUUCCGGGGCCAACAGCCCAGUGAGCUCCUCCGUCCGGACCACGCGGCCGUGCUCGGAGCGGCCGUCUACGCCGCUGCAUUGGCGCCCCCGGCACCAAGCAACUCGGGCAAGGAGGAUUCUGAGGGAGAAAAGCGGCCAGGCCCUACCGAGCCGGAAGCCACACCUGCCACUCGGGCCGGCGUUGGCACAGGCAUGGUGGGCACAGUGAGUGGAGGCGGAAGCGCAGGGAUCUACAGCUUCGAUGGUUUGCGCCUGGAGGAGAUUCUUCCAUGGUCCGUGUUGCUGGAGACCUCUGCCGCUCCCGCUCCCGAGGACCUGGAGGAUUUGCUGGAUGUUCCUUGCAAUGAGGCUUUCGGACCCCGUCCGCCACGCGAGAGCUUCGUGAAGAAGCCUUCUCAAUCGUACCCAGUGAGUCAGUGA